Messenger RNA from Ooceraea biroi (clonal raider ant), 4074 nucleotides. RefSeq names its product zinc finger CCCH domain-containing protein 13. The record is from RefSeq and is a predicted model, not a curated record. NCBI's taxonomy places the organism in Eukaryota, Metazoa, Arthropoda, Insecta, Hymenoptera, Formicidae.
AUUAAUGUUUCGCAAAUGGUUUGGUCCUUCAGAUUCCAGAGGGAGAGAGAUCGCGAGAGAGACAUACCGCGAUCGCGCGAGCCGCGUGAUGGAUACGGCACUUACUACGGCGAUUCACCGGCUCACGAUUAUCAGUUCCGUGAUCGUGAGCGCGACUUACCGCCUAGGGAGAGGCCGUUGCCGAGAUAUCCCAUUAGAAACCAGCCGUCUCAACAUAAUAUACCGCCGUUGAUGCCGCAUCUAGUCCCUGGAGGUCACGCACCGCCGCCACUUAUGUCAUUGGGACCUACGGACAGGAAAGACUAUUAUGAUUCCUACAACAGAUAUUCAGGACCUCCUCCACCGCAGCGCUUCGGCAGUCCUCUGAGGGAUCCACCGCCUCAUAAACGGUUCGACGAUGUUGCGCCACCUGGCACCGAAGGCUACUAUGACCUUUCGCCACCAGGAGUGGAGCAUUCUGAACGAUCCUUGAGGGACGAUCGUGAACGACAGCGUUCCUUGAGGGACCAGGAAGAUCGAGAUCAUUCCUCGAAGGAUCGCGAUAACGAGGAACGCGACCGACUGAGAGACGAUAGGGGCCGCGACCGCGAGGACCGUAUGCGCGAGAGGGACGACCGAGAUCGCAGAGCCGCGAACAGAGAUCGCGAGGAUCGCGAUAGGCAACCCCCGCUAAGAGAUCACGAGGACAGGUUGCGAGAGAAGGAUGAACGCGACAGAAGGGAAAAAGAAAAGGAACGAGACGACCGACACGUUCGCGAUCGUCGAGAGGACGACAGACACAUCGAGAAAAAGGAUUACGAUAAAGACCGUUAUAGAGAUGAUCGAGAUCGUCACAGGCAAGACGAGAAGAAUCGGCCACGGGAGAAGGAGAGACGCGAGCGCGAGUACGAAACUGAGAAGGACAGAGACCGUCACGAACGGUACGAGAGACGCUCGAUGGAACGGAAGAAGAGCAGGAAAAGCUUGAGCCCGUACUCGCAGAAGUCGAGGGACCCUAAGGAACAGCUGUCGCCUGAGCGAAACAUGAAGAAGAAGGAGAAGGAUCAUGAGGAGAAGGCGGAGGAAAAGAAGAAGGAGAAAAAGAUCAAGGAGAAGAAGAAGAAGAAGGACAGCGACGAGAAGGAAAAGAAGAAGAAGAAGAAGAAGGACAAGAAAUCUAAUCAGAAGGAGGCAUCGAAGGACGAUUCGAUCAAGGCAAUCGAGACGCAAGUCAUGUUGAUCGAGAGCAAGGCGAUGAAUGACGUUCCAUCUUCGCCGCUCAAGGCCGAGAAGACGAGCAACAACGAGGAGGACAAUAUCGAGAGCAGGAUAGAAUGCAUCACCAGCGACGCGUCCAUUAUGCCGAUCAAGGAGGAAUUCGAGGCGAAGUCCCUGGCAAUGAAUCCGGAACCGCCGGAAUUCAACGAGUCCAGGCUCGACCGCGCGGAAUUCGGCACGAAUCCGCCGAAUCCGAACUUCAAGCCGAUCCCGGAGCUGAAGUCGGACAUGAAACCGAUCGACAGUCUUUACGGCGGACUGGACGACGCGGAGAUCAACACGGUGAUUACGGAGAAGUAUACCCUGCUGUCGGAACAUCUGGAGACGCCCGAGGCGAAGGAGAUAAUCACCGCUGCUGCCCUGACGACGGAGAAAUCGCCAAAGAAGGACGAGUUCCUGGCACCCAUACCGGAGCUAUCCAAGUGGGAGAGAGACGACACGAUCGAGAAGCCCGACGAUGAGGAGGAAGGCGCGAGUGGCUCGCCCACGGAGAAGCUGCAGAGGGAGGACGAGCCGAAGUCGAUGAAGAUGGUCACCUCGGAGGUGCUGAAGCGAGCGGAGAACGCGAUAUUCCAGAAGGCCAUCAAUGCAAUUCGCCCGAUCGAGAUAAAAAAGAUCAGCGAAAGCAGGAAGAUACUCUAUCAGAAUCCCGAGCUCAAGGUCCUGGAGACGGCGGAGCCGCCCGUUGCGCCGAAUCGCGAGCCGCGGAAAAGCGUUAACGUGACGAUUAACGUCGGCAGGAAUGAGAGAAACGUCGAGAUCACGGAACCGGUGAAGAAGGCUAAGCUUGACCGUACGAAGUUCAAGCCUGUUCCGGAGACGACGGCAUACUCGCCGACCAGAUUGUCCGCCAAGGAGAGGCUCGGCGAGAAGGUCGAGGACAGCAAAGAGAGGAAGAUCAGUCCUAUAAAAGGGUUCCUGGAGAGGCGCGACUCGAAGAGCGAGAAUCAGUCGAGAAGUCGGUCACCCAGGAGAGAGAAGAGAAUGCCCUCUCCGGUUCCGGACCGGCGCGCUGACGCUUCUUCCUCGGCUCUGAACACGAGCAGCGAGCGGAAGGUGUUCCUGGAGGAGAGAAAACGGGACAACAAGGAUAGAGGCGACCGCUCGAAGGAGAGAUCAGACUUCCGGGGCGAGCGGCACAGCGGCGGCGACUUGAGGUCCGACAGAGAAAGUAGAGUUGACUGCAGACCGGAUUUCCGUUCGGGCAGGAGCGACGUCAAGGGAGAUCGCGAGCGCGAGCGCAGAGGUAGGACGCCUCCCUCGGCGUCCUGCGCGCAGUUCAAGAAAACGGAGAUGUCGAAGCUGAACCUGCUGAAGCCAAAGGACGAGGAGGAGGAGAGGAGACGGGAGAAGAAGCCGCGCGAGGAAAAGAAGAGGAAGAAGGAGCACCGCAGUAGAAGCAAAUCCAAGGAGCACAAGAAACGCAAGGAGAAGAAGCACAAGAAAGAUAAGGAGAAGAAUCAGGAGAAGAAGCAAAAGCACAAGGAAGCCGCGGCUUCGAAGGACAAAUCGGACAGCAAUCCGGAGACCAAGAUCAAUUAUGAGAACAUCGAUCCGUCGUCCCUGACGGAUUCGUUGAAGAAGCAGAGGAAGAAUCCGAAGCUGGUGUCCGAUCGCAAGCGUAGCAUACUCGACGAGGCGAACUUCGAGCCCGACUACUCCGCCUCGGACUCGGAAUCCGACGGCGAGGACAAGACUCUGCCACCUACGAAGAAAUUCAAGCUCAACGAGGCGGAAUUGGACAAGGAGAUGGAGAUGAAGCCUCUGAAGAAGAGGUCGAGGUCCAGUAGCAGCGAAGACUCGUCGAGCAGCUCCGACACGACGAGCUCCGACUCGGACAGCAGCGACGAGUCGCACAAGAAGAAGAGGAAGAAGCACAAGAAGCAUAAGAAAAAGAAGUCGACCAAGAAGGACAGCAGCUCGGACUCGGAUACCUACUCGGACUCGUCCGACAGCAGUAGCGACGAGGAGAAGCACAAAAAGAAGUCGAAAAAGUCGAAGAGCAGGAGCAAGCAAUCGAAGAAGAAGAAGAAGUCCAAGCACAAAUGACACCGCUAGAUGUCGCCGGCGUUCGUUCGAAGAGAUAUCUCGCCGGGAAGAAGCAGCGGAGCGCCUUUCUUUGAAUGCUUGGGUAUCGAGGACACGUCACCCUCAACUAUUAUCGAUAGUUCCGCGAAUGAAUUCUGCAAUUAAUGUGCAUUAUUGCGUGCGUAUCUUUCACAUAGAUGAUUAAUGAUUAUUUUUUCUACUCGCAAAACGGUGAUGAACAGCUCAAAGUAUAAUAUGAAGUUAUUUUGAACGCGCGUUAUUUAGUGCUAGAUUAUUUAUUGGCAUCGGCGGCAGUGAACAAAUUAACGGACGGUCGAAGAGUAAGGAGGAGGCGAGAAAAGUGCAUAUGAUAGUCGGAUUAUUUUGACCUUACAUUAAAAGGAAGGGGGAGGAAAAAACAUUAUAUGGCCUUUGCGUAAUUAUUAUUACACCUCGAUUUUUGACGUAUUAAAAUGCUGUGUGUAAGUUACUCAGUACUACGAUAAGCGAUGUACAUUGUAGCUAAGCUGUGACUUACGAGGAUCGUUGCGUAGAUCCUUAGGAAAUAUAUAUAUACCAUCACUAUCAUGUCAGUGGGAUAAUUAGUGUUCGUCAUCUCAUAUAUUUUCCGAGGACUUGUCGAACGACACCCUCGUAUGUCGUUAAUUAUACGACGAGUUAAGAGCAACUUAUUUAGAAUACCCAUUGUCUCAGCGUAUUACAUUGUACUUUCAUAAUCUACUGUCAAUAUGUGUGUAAAAGGAAAUAAAAUGAUAAAAUUCUUUUAAA